AUGGAUGGCUGCUAUCCCCCAGAAAGCGAACGGAUGGAAGCGUGGCUUGAUGACCACUUGGAGUUCGCUCAUUCCUACUUUGUCAGGAAGGCUACAAGGGAGAUGGUGAAUGCAUGGUUUGCUGAGCGAGUCCAUUCCAUCCAGCCCUCCUCCUCCUCGUCAUCCUCCAAAGAAACCCUUCUACCCCAGAGACUCACCCAGCCCUCAGACAGCCCCUGCCUAGCCUCCUCCCUGCCCCCUUCCCUGGGCCUGAACGACAGGCGUUCCCCAUCCCCAGCCCCGCCCCCCAGCCCCGCUCCCAGCACCCCCACCCGUAAGAUCUCUGCAUCUGAGUUUGACAGGCCGCUGAGGCCCAUCGUGGUCAAGGACGCGGAAGGCUCACUAACCUUCCUCUGCGACACCGAACCCGACCGAGGCGACAUCCGGACACCCUUCAGAACCCAGCAGGGAGGGGUCGGGGUUGGUAUCCCCACAGGGAUGAUGGGCGAGGUUGGCAGUGCCCGGGGGUUGGACCGCUGUGCCAGGCUGUUGGAGCUGGUGAGGGAUGUGUCGAGUCACCUGGAAGUGACGGCGCUGUGCCACAAGAUCUUCCUGCACAUCAACGAGCUGAUCACUGCGGACCGCUACUCCCUCUUUCUGGUGGGCGAGGACAGCUCCAACAGGAAGUUCCUGGUGAGCAGGCUAUUUGACGUUGCCGAGGGCUCCACCCUGGAGGAGGUGUCCAAUAGCUGCAUCCGUCUGGAGUGGAACAAGGGCAUUGUGGGUCACGUGGCGGCCACGGGCCAGCCCCUCAACAUCAAGAAUGCCUACGAGGACCCCAGGUUCAAUGCAGAGGUGGAUCAGAUCACAGGCUAUAAGACGCAGAGUAUCCUGUGUAUGCCCAUUAAGAACCACAGAGAAGAGGUGGUAGGAGUGGCACAGGCCAUCAACAAGAAGUGUGGAGAGAAUGGGACUUUCACUGAACAGGAUGAAAAGGACUUCUCUGCCUACCUGGCCUUCUCCGGGAUCGUCCUACACAACGCCCAGCUCUACGAGACGUCCCAGCUGGAAAACCGACGCAAUCAGGUGCUGUUGGACCUGGCCAGUCUGAUCUUGGAAGAGCAGCAGUCCCUGGAGGUGUUACUGAGGAAGAUAGCGGGCACCAUUCUCUCCUUUAUGCAGGCCCAGGGCUGCACUGUGUUCAUAGCUGACGGAGACGUUAUGAACUCUUUCUCCAGCGUGUUUCACAUGGAAUAUGAGGACCUGGGAGAGGCCAUGGACACCCCCAAAAGGGACUGUGACGUGAGUCAGAUAAACUACAUGUACGCCCAGUAUGUAAAGAACACCAUGGAGCCUCUGAACAUCUCUGACGUCACCAAAGACCAGCGCUUUCCCUGGACGAGUGAGAACCCAGAGCACCCCAGUAACCAGAUCAAGAGUUUGCUCUGUACGCCUAUCAGGAAUGGGAAGAAGGAUAAAGUUAUAGGUGUGUGUCAGUUGGUGAACAAGAUGGACGAGGCGUCGGGGAACGUGAAGUCCUUCAACCGGAACGACGAACAGUUCCUGGAGGCCUUCGCCAUCUUCUGUGGCCUGGGUAUACAGAACACCCAGAUGUAUGAAACAGUGGAGAGAGCCAUGGCCAAACAGGAGGUCACACUGGAGGUCCUUUCGUAUCACGCCUCUGCUGCAGAGGAAGAGACGCGGGCGCUGCAGGUAACUGCGGUGGCCACUGUUCCUUCGGCCCAGUCUCUGCGCCUGAUGGAGUUCAGUUUCAGUGACUUUGAGCUGUCCGACGCUGAGACCACUCAGGCCACCAUACGCAUGUUUGUAGACCUCAACCUGGUCCAGAACUUCCAGAUGAAAUACAAGAGUCUGUGCCAGUGGAUCCUGAGUGUUAAGAAGAACUAUAGGAAGAACGUGGCCUACCACAACUGGAGACACGCCUUCAACACCUCCCAGUGCAUGUUCGCCUUGUUCAAAUCUGGUCGGUUACAGAGUAAUAUGACUGAUCUGGAGACCCUGGCCUUGAUGAUCGCCACUCUGAGUCACGACCUGGACCACAGAGGGGUCAACAACUCCUACAUACAGAGGAGUGACCAUCCCCUGGCCCAGCUCUACUGCCACUCCACCAUGGAGCACCACCACUUUGACCAGUGUCUCAUGAUCCUCAACAGCCCAGGGAAUCAGAUUCUAAGCAGCCUGUCUCUGGAUGAGUACAAGGCCACUCUGAAGAUGAUCGAGAGGGCUAUUCUGGCUACGGACCUGGCUCUGUACAUGAAGAGGAGAGGAGAGUUCUUUGAACUGACCAAGAACAGCCAGUUUGUCUGGGACGAUGACUACCAUAAAGACUUACUGAGGUCAAUGCUGAUGACUGCAUGUGACAUCUCUGCCAUUACCAAGCCCUGGCCAGUACAGAAGAGGAUAGCCACGCUAGUGGCUACAGAGUUCUUUGAGCAAGGGGACAAGGAGAGAGAACUCAACAUUGAGCCCAUAGAUCUGAUGAAUCGGGACAAGCAGGAUAAGAUUCCGAGCAUGCAGGUGUCGUUCAUUGAUGCCAUCUGUACACAGCUGUAUGAGACCCUGGCCAGUAUGUCUGAGUCCUGUUCCCCACUACUCGAGGGCUGCCAGAAGAACAGACAGAAUUGGAAGAUUCUGGCUGAACAGGGUGACAAAGACUUCUUCAACGGCGCGGUGUAGACCUGUUUAACGUCUCCUCCAUCCCCACUAUCACUCCAUCCCUCCACCACCCUGAGAAGACAUCAACACUAAGCUAUAUUUAUUAACAUAGUAUUUUUUUAAUAUUUUUUUGCACAAAGUCGACUUGCUACAUGAAGGAGGAGUCACUAUAUUAUAUCUCUCACAGUCGGAGGAAGAACUCUGAAGGUGUGGGUGGCGUGUGCCUGUGGCUACUAUCGGCCUACUGAGCACCAAGGGAUCAAUGUGCCACCAGAGAAAAGACAGACCUGGGUUCAAAUAUGAUUUGAAAUCUCUCAAAUAUUUUGAGCCCGUCUGAAGUGCCAGAUGGUCAGGCAGGAUUUGUACUUUUGAGACUAUUGCAUUGGUUCCGUUGUACCAAGCAGCUCAAUGAAAGAUUACAAAUACUAUUUGAACCCAGGCCUUAGCUCAUUGCAUUGGCUGGAAUGGAAUUAAUGGAACGGUAUAGAUGCAACUUACUUUUACCCACCAUAAAGCACCACAAUCAUAAGCUUGUUAGUAAUACCAGCGCAAACUCACACACCACACGCUCACAACACAAAGGUUUCGAGAGGACGUUCAUCUUAUGUAACAAUCACUCGUCUUACCUAUUGCAUAUUUAUUUGUUUUAUAUAUUUAUUCCAUUUCUAUACUGUAAGGUCAGUUUCAUGUUGAGAACACACACGUCUCUGCUUUGAGAACUUUACUGGACCAUCCACUCACCCGUGUAUUUUUACGUAUUGUGUUAUUAUUUGAAUUUUGUAAAUUGUAAGCCAAAGACUUGACGUGUGUUCUAGAAGAGUUCUAGAUAAUGGACCAGCUCCCUGACCCCCCCGUAGGCCCUCAUAAUGGACCAGCUCCCUGACCCCUCC
This is a messenger RNA of Salvelinus namaycush (lake trout), 3545 nucleotides long. RefSeq names its product cGMP-specific 3',5'-cyclic phosphodiesterase-like. NCBI's taxonomy places the organism in Eukaryota, Metazoa, Chordata, Actinopteri, Salmoniformes, Salmonidae. The transcript is spliced from 22 exons. Bases 1 to 2676 code for a protein of 891 amino acids. Gene Ontology annotation, molecular function: protein binding; 3',5'-cyclic-GMP phosphodiesterase activity. Gene Ontology annotation, biological process: signal transduction. The record is from RefSeq and is a predicted model, not a curated record.